GGGUCCGGGACGCCCCCGACACCUGCCCCUUGUUCCGGCAGAGCCCGGCAGCCCCCCUCCACAGCCUCCGGCUGCACUCCUCCCCGCACCUGUCCUGUUACACCUUCCCCCGAGUCCCGGGACCUCCUGGCCAAGCUCCAGCAUGCGCCCAUCCUGCAUGGGAGUGCCAGGGGCUGGAGCAGGUGGCAUUGGGGGGUCCAGGGCAUGGGUUUUAAGGGGGUAGAGGGUGCUUGGUAGAAGUAGCGUGCACCAUGCGCCCAUCUCUACGACCAGGGCGAGAGUGGGGCUGUUUCGCUGGCACUGCUCCGCUCACGUCCCUGGAUACUUACCUGGCUGGACUCAUUUGAGUCCCGUUUUUGUUUUUAGGCCUCCAGCAUUUCAGGUCCAGGAAGUCCUGAUGCGGAGUUCGUGCCCCUCGCUCUGGUGCUCCAUAGCUAACGAUGCCCCUUCCUCCAAGCACAUGUCCAGUCCCUUUGUGAAUGUGAAUGUGGCUGAACUCUCAGCAUCCACCACGUCUAGGGGCAAUGACUCCCAUGCUUGAUACUUCCACGCUGGAUAGAGUUGGCCCAUCGUUGCUCCUGCUCAUGAGAGGAACAAUAUCCAUUCAUCACACAGCCCUAGCAAUGGACCAGGGUCGGAGCCUGCCCUUUGCUGCCCUUCCCGGGAGCAGGCUGUCAAGGUCGGAGAGGCGCACGGGUGGAACAUUAUCUCUGCAGACACAUCGGAGCUUGCUGUGACAAAGAAAGUCUCCCUGGGGUGCUGCUAGCAGAGAAAGAAGCUGUUUAUUACUUCGAGUGCCUUUAAUGGGAUCCUGAAUGCUGUGUCCAGGAUCUCCAAGAAGGCCACAUGAUUUGGGGAGCCCCACCUGAGACCCCCCACCCCGAAAGGCUUGGUGUCCAGGACGAGCAGAGCACCCACCCUUGGAAAAUCAGGCUCAGAGCAAGCUAGGCCUGAAAAGCUGGACACCCCUAGUGUACCAGCACUGGGCCUUGGCCCCUUUAAGCUAGGGACUGGCAGAGCAGGUGCCUGGGAGCAGGUGCUGGAGAGAUUGGCCUGCUGGGAUAUAAAAGGCAGCCUUGGCGCUCAUCAAAGGGAGCUGCAGCAAGAGGGAGGAAUCCCCUGGCUGGAGGUUGUAGCUGGCAGGUUGCCUCCUGGGGGAGACCUUGGCAGCCGGCUGGGAGUGCCAAGAGUUGGCGUGAGCGCAGCGACAGGAGCCGGGCGACAUGUUUUACAUGCAUUUACUUGUGAACAAGCGGGGGCCGCUGGCCAAGAUAUGGCUUGCUGCCCACUGGGAGAAGAAGCUCACAAGAGCUCAUAUAUUUGAAUGUAAUUUAGAGAUGACUAUCGAAAAGAUCGUCUCGCCGAAGGUCAGAAUUGCUCUGCGAACCUCAGGGCACCUGCUCUUGGGAGUGGUGCGAAUUUAUCACCGAAAGACAAAGUACCUCUUGGCAGACUGCAGUGAAGCUUUGGUGAAAAUGAAGAUGGCCUUUCGUCCAGGACUUGUUGACCUUCCAAAAGAGAACUUUGAAGCGACUUAUCACUCCAUCACGUUGCCUGAAGACUUCCAUGAUUUUGACACACCACUACCUGACUUGAAUGCCAUUGAUGUUGCUGAACACUUCAGUUUGAAUCAGAGCAGAGUUGAAGACAUCACCCUUAGAGAGGACUAUGGAAGGGAUAUACUUCUCUGUGAGGGGAAUUUUGGUGAGGAGACCGCAAUACUAAGGCGGCAUAGCUUCUUUGAUGACAGCAUACUAAUGAGUACUAAUAGUCUUUUGGCUGAUCACAACUCUUCAAGCCUCACUGGAGACAAAUCUAGGCUGUGUGAAGAUGCAUAUAUAUUUAAACUUGAUGGUUUUGGAGAUGAAGAGGCUGCUGGGGAUAUGAUUGACGAUCUGUUGAAAGCUGAGCAAAAUAGCCUAAUUAAAGACCUUCUUGAUCUGGAAGAAGUUCCUUUCUCACAGGAGCUCCCUGGUGACAGUGCAGUGGUGCAUUCCAGCCAUGAAGAGUCACUACAUGAAGCAGAAAACCAUCCAAUGAGUGAGACUGUACUGUUGCCAGAUGAAGAGGAAGGGUUUGCACUUGAGCCCAUUGAUGCUACAGUUUUCACUGGGCGGAAAGAGAAAAGGAAGCGGAAGUUGCUUGUUGAUGUAGUCAAGGAGCUCAGCAGUAAAACUAUUCAGAAACAGCUUAGCAACUACACAGACACAGAAACUGUGCUGGAUCUUGCACCCCCCACAAAAAAGCUAAUGAAGUGGAAGAAAUCAGGAGGAGUGCAUAAACUUCUUUCCCGUGCUACCGAGCCAUUGAUUAAUGUUGAGCUACAAAAGUUAUUUGCAAACUGCUUCAAGUAUCAUGGCUUUAAGACUGGAAGCAAGAAUAUAGAAAUGGGAUCUGAAGAACCAGAGAGAGAGCAAGAUACUAAAGAGACAUUGGUAAUUGAAGAGCCACUGACUGAAGACCUGAGUUAUUCGCAAGAUGCAGCUCACGGAGGACCCCUGGGACCCAUAAUGGAUGAUUCAUUUGUGUCGACGACGUUACAGAACAGUAGAAAUGGGACUACUAAUGAAAAGACACAGGAUAUGUUGUCUGCUUUGUCUGGGGCCUGUUCACUGGAAAGUGAGAUUCAGCAAGCUGAAUUAACCACGGAGCUAAUAAGGAAUGAUCAAGACAGCGAAGAAAAAAGGUGGAGCAAAAGAACUCUUCAGAUAUUAAACACUCUGCAGCACGUCAGCAAUUCAGGAGUGAAGUCCUUCAGCUUGCUGGAGCUCUGUCAGAGCAAUGACCGGAAACGAGUCGCCGCCAAAUUUUACAGUUUUCUUGUUCUAAAGAAACAGUUGGCUCUUGAGCUUUCUCAGAGUGCCCCUUAUGCUGAUAUAAUAGCAAGUAUGGGUCCAAAGUUCAAUACUAUAUGAAACCAUCAAUAACGAUGAACUGCAUUGUAUGCUUAUUGUUCAAAAAAUCCCGAGAGACAGUAUGGAGGCCACACGGCUUGUGGUGAUUAGACUCCGCACCCGUUACACUUAGUGCUUCCUCUCAGGACUGCAUAGAAACUAAAAUUGUGUAGAUAUACAUAUAUAUUCCAUGGUUAUUAGUAGUCAAGAUAUUUAUCAUCAGCUUUGUUUCUCGGGGGGUUCAAACAAAUAUCAUUAAUAGUUAAAUAUGUUGUUAAUGAAGAAUAGCUUAAAAUGGGCAUUCAACAUAGGUGAGUUUUAAAUUUCCUGUUAAUUUUAUUUAUACAAAAUCCUUCAAAAGUUGAGUAAAACUGGCCUGGAGUCCAAUAUUGGGGCUACGGAAUAUACUUUUUAAAAAAGUUGAGCCAUAAUCCUUCGCAGUGGGUUACUUUUCAAAACUAAAUAAAUAUUCAAUCCAGAUUUCUUAAGAUAAAUUAAUACAUUUGAAUGUUUCCCAUGGUAUUAUAUUGCUAUACACACUCAUAUUUGAUGGCUGUGAAAUCUUGUUGACUAUUGCAAAUAUUCAAUUUAUGCAUGUCUGACAAUUUCAGGCUCUAUCAUGAGGUACAGUACAUUCUGCCUGCUUCAUAGCAGAAAGCCACAGGUAUUUCUUUUUUAGCUUAAUUUUGAUCUGAAAGCACUGACAAAGCACACUCUUUUACUCUGGUAAUAAAGUGAUACCUUACACAGCCGUUAUUGGAAACAACUGCCUGUCUUAAAAUUAAAACAUUCUUAGAAGUUAUAUUCAGAUUUUUAUAUUUUAAGGUCUUUAUGCCAGCCCCAAAAUAUUCAUACAGCAUCAGGGCGAUGCAUAGGACUAUGCAAUGUUGCUCACUAAGUAUUUUACCCAAAAAUAAAACUUUCUUAGAAGAGAUAUUUAUUCUUUAAAUUAUGUGUUGGCCUGUUUACAAUUCUGUGUUGAUGUAUUGUGUUAAAUGGAUGUAUCUUUAGCUCAUUGCAACAUCACCUGUCCUCUAGGAUGCUCUGUCACUUUUAUUUCCAUGUUGUACACUGAAGUUUUCUGCAUAGAUAAAUCGGUUGUGUUGAGUAUGCUGAAAUGUGAGGGGGCAUUAUAUAUUAAACAUUAAGCAUACAUUUCCUUAGCUUGUUUAGUAUUUGUUCUAAAGAGUCAAAAGUAGCAGAUACUUAACAGAGCCAGGCUGUGCUUUUUUUGGUUUGGCAUCUCCUUGGAUUCCCUGCAUGUUUACAUUCUCCGAUAAAGUGUUUCUACACUUCAUUUUCAGAGCGGCCCUUACAGUUGACAUGCUCUGGGGAAGUAUUCUGGAGAAAAUGUCUUUUAAACUGUCAGUAAUGGAGAAAGUAAGACUGAACAAAUGCUACAGGCUCCUAUUUUAACCUAUCACGUGUACCUGUAAUGAAAACGUGAAUUAAAUACCACACUUAUUGAAAUGACACAAUGAGCUGCCACGCAGUCUCCUAGAAUGGGUUGUGUAUCGCAGCAGAAGUGUAAGUUAGAGGCCCAGAA
Messenger RNA from Alligator sinensis (Chinese alligator), 4440 nucleotides. It is a transcript of the gene RAD21L1, whose product is annotated as RAD21 cohesin complex component like 1. The record is from RefSeq and is a predicted model, not a curated record. Gene Ontology annotation, molecular function: protein binding; chromatin binding. Gene Ontology annotation, cellular component: cohesin complex; synaptonemal complex. The transcript is spliced from 15 exons. Gene Ontology annotation, biological process: replication-born double-strand break repair via sister chromatid exchange; synaptonemal complex assembly; mitotic sister chromatid cohesion. Lineage: Eukaryota; Metazoa; Chordata; Crocodylia; Alligatoridae. Bases 1224 to 2915 code for a protein of 563 amino acids.